Molecule: messenger RNA, 342 nt
Organism: Physella acuta
Lineage: Eukaryota; Metazoa; Mollusca; Gastropoda; Physidae
Product: ras-related protein Rab-26-like
Molecular function (GO): GTP binding; GTPase activity
Source: RefSeq, a predicted model, not a curated record
AUGAUUUUUGACCUGACGAUAAAGUCCAGCUUUGACAUCAUCCAAUAUUGGUUGCAACAGGUCCAGGAUUAUUCGGGUAAAAAUGCUGUCGGCAACAAGGUUGACCUGGCCGAGAGCCGAGCCAUAGACCACGAGACGGCCUCCUCCCUGGCCCAGACCAUUGGGGCCAUGUAUGUCGAGUGUAGCGCUAAAACAGGGGACAACGUCGACCUGGUGUUCACAUCGCUUGCCGUCAAGUUCGCCAAUCGCGUGCCUGUCCAACAGGAAGAGCCUGUACGAUUAGAAUCAGGGACAUUUUACCAGGCUCCUUGUUAUGGGAAAGAUACAUGUUUGUCAUCCUAA